Molecule: messenger RNA, 421 nt
Organism: Angiostrongylus costaricensis
Lineage: Eukaryota; Metazoa; Nematoda; Chromadorea; Rhabditida; Metastrongylidae
Source: the annotation of a GenBank genome assembly
GUACCAGAAAGCCAAGACAAUCCAAACAAGUCGAAGUUCAAACCCCCAUCAAACAUCACAAAGGCCGAUGCCAAGGACCCGCAGUAUGAGACCUUGCGCGGAAUCGGUAAAGAUCUGUUCGCUGAUGAGAAACCGGAGGAAAAGGGAGACAAAAACAAAAAGUUCAAAGAACCAGCGAAGGUACAAAAAGCUGACGCCAAAGAUCCGCAGUACGAGACAUUGGCCGACGUUAAAGAUGACAUUUUUAAGGGAUAGCAAUAAACUUCUGUGUUUAGUUUUCACAACAAACAAGAAAACAAACAGAUUUGACACUACUAUGAUGGAUUUUGCUGCGAUUCUAGAAGCAUUGCACCAUAACUACCAUAGUCUUAGUUGGAUAGUUGGAGAUUCCGUCUGCGCAACGAGAGCUCUAGCGUGGUAG